UUUGAAAUGAGCGGCAUUUGUAUUUCGAAGAUGUUUGUUUGUAUGGUAUAACUACACUUACAGUUGUUAAUUAUUAUUUCCCUACUGUACAAACCUUUGAUGAUAUUACAGUGUCUUAAUAACUGUGAGCAGAAAAAUGUUUUCAUACUUCUCUUCUUUCGGAUAAGUGCGUUUGACAUACAGCACAACAUGUUCCGGAAUUCUUGGAGAGGCUGCUCGUGAGAGAGAUCCCUAUGCCUUUAAAUUAAUAUAGUAAGCUCGCUGAUUGUAGCUAUGUUAGCUACAGAUUUGAAAACUGAAAACGUAUUUCCUGAUCUCACAACAGAGAAUGAAAAGGGAAUUGCUGCUCGCGUUAAGGAGAGUCCGAAUCAGAAUGUCUUAUAUACGGAUGAUGCAGAAUUUUUCGCAACGGUGAAGGUAGAGCCAAGUGAUAUCUUCUUGACUGAUUUUGUGUAUGAUCCCAGCAAUGACGAUUCACUAGGAGUUUAUUUUAGCGCUGAUGAUACUAAGAAGCAAAAUAAAAAGAAAUUUAGCUGUUCGUUAUGCACCAAGCAUUAUACCACUAAUAGAGCUCUGAAGGGGCAUAUACGUUCUCACACAGGGGAGAAACCCUUUGUUUGUAAUGUUUGUGGGAAAAACUAUGCUUUGAAAAGAAAUUUCGAGGUUCAUACUGCACUCCAUAAAGGAAUUAAAAAGUAUGAGUGCGAAACCUGUUGUAGAGGUUUUGCUCGCAAAGAACAUUUAACUCUACAUGUAGCUAGGAAACAUUCAGAUGACAAACCAUAUGUUUGUACAGUCUGUGGAAAACAGUUUGCUAGCAGUUUUGACUAUAAGAAUCAUGUUUUGAGACAUGCUAAAGGAAAGUCUUUCUUUUGUUCUGUAUGUGGUUCUGGAUUUUCCCAGAAAAAUGAUAUGUUACGUCACUUAAUACUGCAUACUGGCAUCAAAGCUUAUCAGUGUAAUGUAUGUAACAAGAAAUUUUCGGCAAAAUCUGCUUUAACUGUUCAUUUAAAUGUCCAUAACAAGAAACGCUAUGCUUGCACAAUUUGCUCAAAGUCAUAUUCAUCAAAUUAUUUGUUGAAAUAUCAUUUACGGCUCCAUGAAGGAGAGAAGCCAAAUGAAUGCGUAGUUUGUAAACGAACGUUUUCCUGUCGCUCUGCAUUGAUUUUUCAUAAGCAAGGGCAUGCUGGUGAUGGGAAUUACCAGUGCCAGUUAUGUAAUAAAAGAUUUACUGUACCAUCAAGACUGAAUUUGCAUGUUAGAUCUGUGCAUACCAAAGAAAGAUGCUUUGAAUGUGAUGUGUGCAAAAAAUCAUUUUUUGGAAAAGCAGAUCUUGCUAAACAUGUCCUUAUUCAUAUUGAAAAGAGAUAUGGGUGUAAUAUAUGUACUAAGAAAUUUGUUCGUUCAUCUCACUUAAAGAAUCAUAUGAAAAUGCAUGUGAAACAAGAAAAUUUUGAAUGUAAUUUAUGUAAUAAGAAAUAUGUACGGAAAGGCUCAUAUGUAAAUCAUAUGAAACUUCACAGAGAAGAUUGUUAAACUGUUUUUUCAUAAACUUAAGUUCACAAAGAGCAUGUUUAUUGUGUGUUUAGAGUGGUCUUUUGUUCUGAGGUUUUAGAACACAGUGCCAUGUUCCUCAGGCAGCAGUACUAUUAAUGGACAUAUUUCCUUCUGCAUUAAUGGUUCAGAGAUUAUAUGAUGACAGUAAUAUAUUAUGCACUGUGGACUACAGCUGUUGAAAAUUAUUUCAUAUUCCUGUUAGCACCUUUUCCAACUCCUUUUGGCAUUUAAAAUACUGUUGGUCAUGUUUAAUAUGUCGUCAUGAUUUUGCUAUAUCUGCUCCACCUUACAUUUCAUAUAGUUUUAUUAGUUGGAAAACAGAGUAGAUUCUGGAGCAAACAGGAUGUAUCCGUAUAUGUCUACUUAAAUUGUAAGUCUGAUAGUAAAAGAGAUGCAAAUCAGUUUAAAAAAUAACGUGUUAGAUUUUUCUAUUUAACAUAUUCUGGAGAUGUUAAGAUACUUAAAGAAAUUGAUCAUUGUGGCUAAAGUGUAAACUCAUGCCGUAAUUUUGAAUUGUGCUAUCUUAUCAACUACCUAUAUGUUUGAAAAUAUGAAAGUUAGAAUUCCUCUUUUUGUAUGUGCAUAAUUUGAACUUGAAAUGGAAUUACCGUUUUAUUUACAGUAUUGAUUAUAUGAGAAUUUCUCUUUAUAUAAAAUGAUUCUAUUAUUUUGGUUACUGCUAUGAAUUUUUAUGUUAAGUGACUGGCUGUAUAAAAACAAAUUGUAUAAUAAAUACUAUAUAACAUG
This is a messenger RNA of Schistocerca cancellata (South American locust), 2304 nucleotides long. Its product is annotated as zinc finger protein OZF-like. The record is from RefSeq and is a predicted model, not a curated record. Gene Ontology annotation, biological process: negative regulation of transcription by RNA polymerase II; regulation of cytokine production; regulation of immune system process. Bases 274 to 1536 code for a protein of 420 amino acids. The transcript is spliced from 2 exons. Lineage: Eukaryota; Metazoa; Arthropoda; Insecta; Orthoptera; Acrididae.